AUGUUGAAUAUGAAGAAAAGUAACGAACAAAAAUCUAAUUUUAUACAUCGUUUAUUAAAUUCAACAUUCAAAUUCAUUAAAGACAAUGAAAAUAAUCAAUCUAAAUCAUCUACUGAUACAUUUAAAUAUGAAUUACCAGAGAGUUUUUUCAAAGCAGUAGAUAAAACUCGUACGAAAGCUGGAUACAAUAUUCUUCCUCAUCAUCAUCAUCAUCAUCAUCGAUCUGUUCCAUCAUCAUCUCGUCAUAACAGUUUCUCAUCAUCAUCGUCAUUAUCAUCAUCACUUUCUUCUCAUCGCUUACACAAAGAUCAUAAGGCAGUACCAAAGCUCUAUCGAUCGUCAUCGGCAAAUGAUAUCGAUAAAGUUUUUAAGAAAAAAGUUCAAUUUCGUCGAACACCUCGUGAACGUGUACACCAACAGCAUCCAACAACAACUCCAAUAUUAUUUUCAGCUAGACCAUCAUUUCGAAUGUUGAUGAAUCCUAAUUUUAUGAUGGUUGAUAGAUGUCGUAGACAACGAAACUUUAUACCAAUGCGAUCACCAAGAUUUAUUCAGCAACAACCAAUGUUUCGAUUGAGAUUUCGAUAA
Rotaria sordida is the source of this 588-nucleotide messenger RNA. The record is from the annotation of a GenBank genome assembly. Lineage: Eukaryota; Metazoa; Rotifera; Eurotatoria; Philodinida; Philodinidae.